AUGCCAAGCUGCAGCUUUCUGAUGGGGCGUAUAGUGGUGCCCAACAAACCUCUGACGCUGCCAGGGUUUGGGAGACUGAAGGCAGCCAAUGUGGAGCUGCCCCAGCCACCUCACCUGCGGCCUCUCCCCCUCAUACCUUUUGCAGCGCUGCCCAUCACAUGCACCAUUGCAGACACGACCUCCCAUGUCCUGCUGCCCUCCGCCGAAACCAAUGACGUGGCUGGCGCAGCCAUACGGAACAUUCCGAUCAUCAAGGCGCUGGCCGAUCUGCGCACCACGUGUGAGGAGCUUGAGGGCGACCCCCUCUGGCAGUAUGCAAAGGAUGGGAUCAAGGCCAGCAGGGCCAAAGCGCACAUGGACGAUAAUAGGGCCCUGGAAGACGUGCUGUACGAAUUUGUAGCCAUCCUUGAGGAUGGGGGUGGCAUGAAUGAUGCGGGCCGUAGGUGUGGUGAGGGGCUGGAAUCCUUGCAAGACCCCUUUGCAGCUCUGUUGGAAUUUGCUAGCCUGGGCUUAGAGGGCGAUCCCAUCAGUGGGUAG
This is a messenger RNA of Ostreobium quekettii, 537 nucleotides long. The record is from the annotation of a GenBank genome assembly. NCBI's taxonomy places the organism in Eukaryota, Viridiplantae, Chlorophyta, Ulvophyceae, Bryopsidales, Ostreobiaceae.